Papilio polytes (common Mormon) is the source of this 1745-nucleotide messenger RNA. Its product is annotated as coiled-coil domain-containing protein 86-like. The record is from RefSeq and is a predicted model, not a curated record. NCBI's taxonomy places the organism in Eukaryota, Metazoa, Arthropoda, Insecta, Lepidoptera, Papilionidae. The coding region runs from base 180 to 1736 and encodes 518 amino acids. The transcript has a single exon.
CUGCUUGCUUGUCGUCGUCUAGUAAAGUAGUAAAUUUUUUCCCCAAACCCUGCUCAAGCACUAUAGCUUGCAGUACUUGUGAAAUCAUAUUACCCAUAGAGCCAUUAGAAAAACAGCCAAAACAGCCGAAAAAAAAGAAACCUCCACCUCCACCAAAAGAAGAUUGUAACGCAGGCCUUAUGAUAGAAGACCGAAAGUCUUAUGAUAGAAGACAUUCCCAGGAUAUGAUACCAAGGAAACCCGCUCGAGUUUGUAAAUUUUUCCCUGCCCCUCGAUACAACACUCGGACACUAGGAGUUGGAGCAUGUAUUAAAGAGGAAAUCAAAUUACCUAGGAAGUCUAGCAAAUCGACGUCUUUUCCACAAAAGACAUUUUUUCGGUCUCUUUCCGUUACAACGGGUACAAGUACAUGUAGUGCCGCCCCAACUCAAAUUAUUAAAUACAUAAAAACUCAUAAGUCUAUAAUGCAUCGCGGCACAGUGCCCCGAAAAUUUAAGGGAGAUAUAUGUUUAAAACAGAGUUCAAAAGACACAGAAAAGUCAAAAAAACCUGCGAAACCAUGUACUGUACCAGGAACGAAACCCGCCACACCUCCGGGAAAGAAACCCUGUUUAACAUCAGGAGCAAAAAUCUCAUCAACGCCAGGGCCGAAACCCUGCACAAAACCAGGAACGAAACCCGGCACAACACCAGGAACUAAACCCGGCACAACACCAGGAACGAAACCCUGUGCAACACAAAAUUUAACACCAUGCGAGAAACAAAGUCACGAACGGGAGCACCUAAAAAAACGUAGUACUGGAUUUAGUACGAAACCCGUUCAGACAAGAUCUAGAAAAGUAAUGUUACAAACCACCUAUCCUGUCAUUAGGUUUCAGCCAAGGUCACAAGUUGUGACAUGUACCCGUGGAGUUAACACGAGAAAACCAGAAUGUUGCUUCGUUACUGGAUACCGUAAGUUUCAACAAAAAAGGAAAUUACGUAAAGCAGCUGAUGACCAGCGUAAAAUCCUGAUAUGUAAGAAAGGUGCUAAAAGCCCUAAAACAUCUCAGUCUUCUCGAAGUUCACCUCGAAGUUCGUCUGGUAGUCCAACACCUGGCUCGUCCAAAAGUGCAUUACAGGCUAAGCAACUAGCGGAACGGAAAAAGCAACUAGCGGAACGGAAAAAGCAACUAGCCAAAGAAAAAGCUAAAGGAAAAAGUAAAGAACAAGCUAAGGCAGCUGCUAAACAAAAAGAAAAACAACGGGCUGAGGCAUUAGCUAAACAAAAAGCUAAACAACGAAGUUCAACAGCCAAAUCGCUUAGCCAAAAAGAAAAAGAGCAGAAGUUAAAGAAAGAGCGAGCUAAGGCGCAGGCUAAACAAAAAGCCAAAGAACGUGCUAAGCAAAAAGCUAAAAAUCGAGCUAAGGCAUUGAAAGGUCGAGGAAAAAAAAGUAAACCACGAAAAAAGAAAGGAAAAAAGAACUUAAAAAAAAACGCUGGUAAAGCUUUUAAGAAACUGGCUUCAUCAGGUUAUGAGGUAAAAUGUGAAGAUAUGAUGGCUUCACCGAAUAGACCGUGUAAAAUAAUUCAUGACAUUUGGCCCUCUGCCUAUCCAGCAUUUAUGGUUUUGUAUAAAAUGUAUAACAGUGUUUGUCACCUUAUAUUCUUUGUACUUGCAUGCUGUAUAUGGAGUCCACUAUUUUGUUGGUGUUUUAUGUUUUAUUUUUUUAUUAUUAAAAGAAUGUUUUGUUAAUAUAAAGUU